AUUUCGCUUUAUGCUGUAAUGAUUCCAUUGCUUGUGUUUAUUCAGUUGAAUUGAAAUAAAAAUCGUGUUCUUUUUUCAAGUAUAUCCAUUAAAAGAACUUCACGGUUUUAAAGUAAUCAGCUUUAAUACAUCCCAAUGACUUCGUUUUAUAUCAGUAUUAAUGUUUUAAAAUGGUUGUGAUUUUGAAAAGUUUGAUUGAACAACCAGAAUCAAAAUUAAGGAAACAUUUAUAGUGGACUUGUUUGAACGAUCCCUGUAUCCUCCAAUUGUGACAUCAUAGGAAGCGUUAUAAAAUGGAAAGCUAACCUCAAUGUUCUUUUGCUGUUUGGUUUCGCUCAGCUUCGGUGUGAUUACUUGCCACCAUUCAUUAUAAUGCUUAAAUAGGAGUGAUUAUGUUUCAUUAUAUAUUUAAAUUAAAAGUGAUAAAUUUAACAUGUGCUUCCGUAAUAAAGUUAAAGUAUGGGAUCCCUUGAAGGUUUUAUUUCAAGGCAAGGAGAAGUUUAACAAUUACAUUGUUGUAGUUUUAAACACACCAAUAAUUGCAAAUGGGAAAGAAAGUUUAUUGCUAAAUUUAUGGAAUAACGCCUGCAUGAGAGUAACUGUUGAUGGUGGAACACUUUGUUGGUUUUCCUGGUUGAAAUCAAAUAAUAUAGAUGAAACAUGCAUUAAUCCUCCUGACUACUUAACUGGUGAUCUAGAUUCUAUUCCAGAAAAUUAUCUAAAAAAAGUGGAACAAAGAUAUCCUCAACUGGAGAUUAUUAAAACAAUGGAUCAAGAUGAAACAGACUUCACAAAAUCCUUAAGAGUUAUUCAGUCAAAGAUUUCUGAAAGUAACAUUGAUGUUCCUAUAAUAAUUGUAUUAGGAGACAGUUCUGGAAGGAUUGAUCAAAUUAUGGCCAAUGUGAACACAUUGUUUAAGGCCAAAACCAUUGUUCCAAAUAGUAGUGUAUAUUUAUUAGGUUCUGAUAGUUUUUCUUGGUUGUUGUCUGAAGGAUAUCAUAAAAUUAGUAUUCCUGUUAGUUUAUCCAGAAGCAAAACUUGGUGUUCUCUGGUACCUAUUGGGUCUUCUUCCAUUGCAACAACAACAGGAUUGAAAUGGAAUUUGAACAGCGAUGUGUUAGAAUUUGGGAAGAUGGUGAGUACAUCCAACACUUACAGUGGGGAUCCUGUGGUGACUGUACUUAAUAGUGCACCAUUGCUUUGGUCCAUGGGCAUUCUUCCAUUGGUAGGCAACUCAAAAGAGCAACAGACUGAAGAUAGUGUGAAUGUGAUAUAACACACUUAGGCCAUUUCUACUUAUUGUUGAACAGUCAUUCCAAAAAGACCAAUAAACAUGUUAUUUAUUUGUGAAUGUUGUUUUUUAGUAUUGUAAUAAAAGGGAAUAAAUGCAUAUAUGUAUA
Agrilus planipennis (emerald ash borer) is the source of this 1400-nucleotide messenger RNA. Its product is annotated as thiamin pyrophosphokinase 1. The transcript has 3 exons. Lineage: Eukaryota; Metazoa; Arthropoda; Insecta; Coleoptera; Buprestidae. The coding region runs from base 434 to 1276 and encodes 280 amino acids. The record is from RefSeq and is a predicted model, not a curated record. Gene Ontology annotation, molecular function: ATP binding; thiamine diphosphokinase activity; thiamine binding. Gene Ontology annotation, biological process: thiamine metabolic process; thiamine diphosphate biosynthetic process.